Molecule: messenger RNA, 1256 nt
Organism: Glycine soja
Lineage: Eukaryota; Viridiplantae; Streptophyta; Magnoliopsida; Fabales; Fabaceae
Product: histidine-containing phosphotransfer protein 4-like
Exons: 6
Coding region: 1-432 (143 amino acids)
Biological process (GO): phosphorylation; phosphorelay signal transduction system; cytokinin-activated signaling pathway
Cellular component (GO): cytoplasm; nucleus
Molecular function (GO): histidine phosphotransfer kinase activity; protein histidine kinase binding
Source: RefSeq, a predicted model, not a curated record
AUGGACAAGACUAAGUUGAGACAACGGGCCGUCUUCACACGAAAUUCACUCUUUGAUGAGGGGUUCCUUGAUGAGCAAUUCAUUCAGUUAGAGGAAUUGCAAGACGAUGUUAAUCCCAAUUUUGCGGAAGAAAUUGUGACCCUUUUCUACAGCGACUCUGUAAGACUGAUCUACAACAUAGAACGAGCACUGAUGAGUAACCCUCCGAAUUUCACCAAGCUAGAUGGUUACAUGCUUCAAUUCAAGGGUAGUUGCUCAAGCAUCGGAGCAAAGAAGGUGAAAAAUGAAUGUACCAGAUUCAGUGAAUAUUGCGCAGCAGAAAACUUUGAGGGAUGCUUCAGGACUUUCCAACAAAUCAAUGUAGAGUAUACGACUUUGAAGAAGAAGCUCGAGACUUACUUUCAGUUGGUAAGGGGAAGCUGCUCAAAUUAAACAAUAUACACAUAGCACAUGGCUGCUGAUAUGAUGAUAUCCUUUUUGAGGUCGUUCCAGCAUACCAGCUGAUCACCAUUCGAGCAGAUCUACGUAUUAUGCAUACAAUAUACAGUAACAGAAUAUAAUGAUAUUUAUACAUCAUUUUUUUACACCAUUAUUACACAAUUUUCUUUGAAUAGAAAGAAAAAACACACACAUUUCAUUACAAAAAUAAGGUCAUAUCCCAAUAGACAAAAUGGUGGAGCAAUUAUUAAUUAGACUUGUUCUUAUUAAUAUAAUUUUUGCCUAAUAAAAGUUAUUUUUAUUAUAAAAUAUUAUAAAUUUGUACUAAAAAUAUAAUGUAUUACACCACUUGGCCAACCAUAGUAUAAUAUAUAGCAUUGAUGCUAUGCAUUAUUAUUUAAUGCCAAUAAAACUAUUUAUUUUAAGUAUAUAUUUAUUUGUUAAUAUAUAUCCUUAGUAUAUCAUAAUUAUUAUAUAAUACAAUAUUUAUAUUAACAUUGUAUUUUGUAUGACAAUAAUUAUAUUAACAGAACAAGUCUGACUACUAUCAUGUUUUAUCUGUUAUGACGUGGAAUUUUUUGUGUUCUAAUCCAACUUUUACAUCUCAAACAAAUAAGUGUAUGCAUGGUGUAAUUUAUUUUGAUGUCCAAGUAUCAUUUAUCAUAUAAAUUCCAUAAUGUAAGACAGUCUAAUCCCUCGUGAUCGUGGGUUAAGCUUUUAUGUUUUUCUUUAGUUUUAUUAGUGUAUAUAUACUACUAGUCUGUAUGAAUUAGCCUCCACUAUUGGUACAAUUGGCAAAUGUUUAUCAGAUUCCCUUA